AUGGCCAGCGGAUCAGCAAAAUUCCAUGUUGUCGUUUCAGGCAAUAAUUCUGUAAUUCCUUUCACCCAACAAUUCGACCUCGACGAAGCAAUAACGAUGCCGGAGAACCCUCAAUCCAGGCAACAAGAAGUCACCCGUUUGGUUUCGGACAUGCCGACGGUUAGUUAUGCAACUGGUAGUUGCUCAGUUUGCAUGGAAAGUUUCUGGCAAUCCGAGGAAGCUGCUAGACAAGUUCCCUGUGGCCAUGUCUAUCACCAUAAUUGUAUUACCGAUUGGCUCUUGAAUGGAGACAGCAAUUCUUGCCCUCUCUGCCGCCAUGAAAUCUCCGGCUGA
Durio zibethinus is the source of this 333-nucleotide messenger RNA. RefSeq lists its product as uncharacterized. Gene Ontology annotation, molecular function: ubiquitin protein ligase activity. Gene Ontology annotation, biological process: ubiquitin-dependent protein catabolic process. Lineage: Eukaryota; Viridiplantae; Streptophyta; Magnoliopsida; Malvales; Malvaceae. The record is from RefSeq and is a predicted model, not a curated record.